Molecule: messenger RNA, 3372 nt
Organism: Colossoma macropomum (tambaqui)
Lineage: Eukaryota; Metazoa; Chordata; Actinopteri; Characiformes; Serrasalmidae
Gene: nme9
Product: NME/NM23 family member 9
Exons: 17
Coding region: 500-2536 (678 amino acids)
Biological process (GO): GTP biosynthetic process; CTP biosynthetic process; UTP biosynthetic process
Molecular function (GO): nucleoside diphosphate kinase activity
Source: RefSeq, a predicted model, not a curated record
UCUUUAAGUAUCAAUCCGCCUUAUUUGCCUGUAACACAACAAAAACCGGCUGUUAAACAAGUAACAAGCUGCUAAAACCCUUUCCUGCAGAGUUUAAUGCCAACCUGAAUGGAACUUGUCCCUCCCCCUUUACCUUCCACUAAUGCACCUGAUCCAGUCAAACAAGGACGGUUGUAUCAGACUGUACACCCUGCAGAAAGGAUCUCCAGGGCCAGGGUAGGUGACCACUACUCUAGAUGGCUUAAAACAGCAUUAACACAUGUUCUCCAGCAGGUGGAGCUGUAGGCGUGAUGAUCCGGGUCGCGGCGCAUUGUGCUAAACUCCUUGGUAACGAGAAACGCCAAACAUGCGCCGUAUGCCGACACUGAGCCAGUUCGAGGAGAGAGUAACUUUUGGCCUGUAGUUUUAAUUACAUUGUGUCUUGCAAACAUCAUAAAAAGAUUUGACUGAGUACUUUCAUUUCAGUAAUACGUAAAUACUUCGCUUUAGAGGGACGUUGAUGGCUGGAAAGAAGAAAGAAGUCAGUUUACAGGUGUCCAUCAGUCAUGACGAGCAAUGGGGGGAGAUGCUGGCAUCAAAAGGGUUGACAGUGGUGGAUGUGUACCAGCAGUGGUGUGGACCCUGCCGUGCAGUCCUCAGCCUAUUCAGAAAAAUCAAAAACGAGCUAGGGGACGACCUGUUACACUUCGCCAUAGCAGAGGCUGACAGUAUUGAUGCAUUGGAGAAAUACAGAGGAAAGUGUGAGCCCACCUUCCUGUUCUUUGCUGGUGGGGAGCUGGUGGCUGUGCUGCGGGGGGCUAACGCUCCUCUCCUGCAGAGAAUAAUUGUGGAGGAGUUGGCCAAAGAGAAACGGGUGCUGGAGCAGGGCAUCGAGCGCAUUGUGGUAAAAGAUGAGGGAUUGGUUGAAGACGAACAGGAAGAGGAUGCUGUGGCCCAUCAAAAUGAUGAGGACAUUCUUGUGCCUGUUAACAGGUCUUUCACAGUGGCAAUCAUUAAGCCAGAUGCUGUGGCACAUGGAAAGACCAAUGAAAUCAUUAUGAAGAUUCAGGAUGCAGGCUUUGAGAUUCUGGCCCAUGAAGAGCGAACUCUCAGUGAGUCAGAAGCUCAGGAGUUUUACCACCACAAAGCAGCAGAGCCAUACUUUCAGGAGCUGGUCCAAUUCAUGUCCAGUGGUCCCUCCCAUGUUCUGGUCAUUUCUAGGCCUGAGGGUUGUGAUGAUGUCAUUCCGGCCUGGCAGGAAUUUCUAGGCCCGACGGAUGUAGAGGAGGCCAAGAGAGAGCAUCCAGAAAGUCUGCGAGCUCAGUACGGAUCAGAGACCCUUUUCAACGCUCUGCAUGGCAGCCAUGAUGGUGAGCAGGCCAGUAGGGAGCUGGCCUUCUUCUUCCCCAGCUUCAGGACGGCGGUGUCAGGCGAGCAUUCGGGCCUUGCCGGGCCGGAACCGGAGCCUGUGGAGAGGACACUGGCACUCAUCCGGCCUGACGCAGCCAGAGAAAACAGAGAGGAGAUCCUAGCGAGAAUCCAUGAGGCAGGUUUUACAGUGGCAAUGCAGAAGGAGGUGAUGCUCACAGAGGAACAGGUGCGCCAGUUCUACAGUCAGCAUCUGGAUGAGGACUAUUUCCCUGCUCUCCUCUCAAACAUGACUAGCGGUCCUGUGCUGGCUCUGGCCUUGGCAAAGCAAGGGGCUGUGGAUCACUGGCGAAACCUUCUGGGACCCAAAGACCCCACACAGGCGAAGGGGGAACAACCAGACUGCCUGCGAGCUCAGUUUGUGGGGGCGAGUGAGCGUGUGAACCAGCUGCAUGGAAGUGUGAGCUUGGAGGAGGCUGAGAAAGAGAUCAGCUUCUUCUUCCCUAAAGAGCAUACGAUGGCUGUUAUUAAACCUGACACUGCGGAGGAACACAGAGAGGACAUUCUGAGAGAGAUCCAAGCAAGAGGCUUCACCAUCUCCCAACUGCAGGAGACAGUUUUGUCCAGGGAAAUGGCAGAAGAGUUCUACAAAGAACACCGAGACAAGCCUUUUUUCGGCCAGUUAGUGGAUUACAUGUGCCGUGGUCCAUGUACAAUGCUGAUUCUGACUAAAGAGAAUGCAGUCGAAGAAUGGAGGGCCAUGAUGGGGCCUACUGACCCCAGUAAGGCAAAAGAGACAGCACCAGAGUCUCUGAGAGCACGCUUUGCUAAAGAUAUCCUGGAGAACACUGUCCAUGGUUCAUCCAAUGUACAGCAUGCACAGGAGAAAAUACAUUUUAUCUUUGGAGAGAUCAGCUCAGAGUCUGAAGUCAUAAGUGCAGAAGAUGAGGAGCCCCCUCCUUUAGAAGCAGAAGAGAGCUUUGCAGAGCUGAAGAACCUCCAGACAUCAAGAUCACCCUCAUUUAGUGAACUGAGGAACCAGACUGAGCCAAACAGUGAAGAAGCAGGAAGCCCUGCACAUUUGGACCCAGAGGCAACAAAGAGCCAGCAAGUGUCUGCUGAAUUAACCACAAACUCGUCAGAGCAAAGGGAAGCACAAGAGACGUCCACUCCCAGCAGUGGUAAUUGAGGUCUGUGUCCCACUGGCACCACUGACAUCUAGGUCUUAGAAAGAAAUCAUUAUGCCUCAAUGCUUUUUCAGUUUCCCAAAAGCACUGAGGCAUAAUGAUGAUUGUUACAUGAUAGAACAGGCAUCACUGUCCACCAUGAAACCACUACUCUUAUGCUGAGGAAACGCAGCCAUGUAUGCUUCUUGACCAAAGACUAUGUCCUGACCUUAGACCUCAUGACAGUUUGAGCAAACUCCCCACUAAAACCUUUUUUCUUUAGUCCAGGAUUAGGCUUAAGGGAGUGCUGAGCUGCAGUUAUGCCUUUUGUUUUGUUAAGUUGUUAGCUUGCUGCUGGUCCAAUGGCAAGAUAUAACCUUCCUUUUAAGUUAUAAAUUCAGUUAAUCUUUGUUAAUAUUACACUUAAGCAAUUUAGAGAAAAAUCCGUCUUUAAUACAAAAUAAAUACGAAAUAUUUCUGAAUUUUGUAUUUUAAGGGAUGACUUGUAGGCAGCCUAAAUGUUUUGAAUUGACUUCACGCUGUUAGAUUGACCACAACUAUCCCUUGAGCAGGGUGACUUAUCUGCAUAGGAGUUGAGUGUCUUUUGUGACCUGUGUGAUUCUCGUGUGUGCAUUCUUUGGUUUAAACAAACCAGAAAAUAUUAAUGUGGCUUUCUUUUUGCUAAAUAUAUAAUCGGUGAAAAAAGGUCCAUUUAUUCAGUAGCGUUUUACAUGCAUUUACUGCUUUUGCAGCAACUUUACCAACAAUAAUAAACCAACAAUGCUUUAUUAAUGAACAAUUCUCAAACAAUAUGUACAACAGUUAAGUCAUAGCCAUGUGUUCCUUAUUCAUGAUAUUA